Messenger RNA from Aspergillus uvarum CBS 121591, 1762 nucleotides. Its product is annotated as NAD(P)/FAD-dependent oxidoreductase. The transcript is spliced from 2 exons. Gene Ontology annotation, molecular function: oxidoreductase activity. NCBI's taxonomy places the organism in Eukaryota, Fungi, Ascomycota, Eurotiomycetes, Eurotiales, Aspergillaceae. The record is from RefSeq and is a predicted model, not a curated record. The coding region runs from base 71 to 1645 and encodes 524 amino acids. Gene Ontology annotation, cellular component: cytoplasm.
CGCCAAACGCUACCGUAUCAUCAUCGCUAUACGCAGAUUCCUCGUCGACCUAGAAGUAAAGACAUCAGUCAUGGCUUUCGUUCAAGCCGCAUUCUCCGACCCGAGAGUCCCCCUCCACGACCGACAAGAAGCCCUGAACCGCGUAUUCGCCGACCCAGGCCUUCCAGCACCUGGCGGCAUGCCUUCCUUCUGGCUCAGAGACCCCCCAUUCUCUGAGCUCGCAAGCUUGCAAUCCGCAGAGCUCGCGACAGAAGCGGAGGUUGUGAUCAUUGGCUCCGGGAUUACGGGCGCCUCUAUCGCUGGGACCCUAUUGUCGAACGCAUUUGGCAACAGAAAUCAGGAAGCAAGGCCGUCCGUCGUCAUUCUCGAUAGCCGCGAGGUCUGCCACGGCGCGACGGGCCGGAAUGGUGGGCAUAUCCUCGAGACCGCGGAGGAAUUCAGCUAUUUCGAAGAAACGUAUGGGGUGGAUACGGCGAUCCGAACCAUGAAAUUCCGCCUCGCACACCUGGCGGAGCUGCUUCGCGUGGCAGACGAAUACGGGCUCAGCGAGGUUGCCCAGGCCCGGAAAGUCCAGUUCCUGAGCGUCCAUUUUGAUGACGAGAAGUGGGUGGAAACGGUGCGGUCGAUCCGGCGACUCAAGGAGUGCAUGCCUGCCGAGACGGUGGAAUGGAAGAUUUUCGAGAAAAGCGAGAUUUUGAAGGAGUUCUGUCUGGCCCCAGACGCUCGAGGUGUCAUCGCCGGGCCCGCCGGCGCCAUGUGGCCGUAUCGCUUCGUCACGGGCCUCCUGGCUCGUCUACGCGAUCAGCAUCCCAAGGACCUCCGGAUUGAGACCAAGACACCCGUAACAGCUAUUCGCGAGAACGUGACAGCCACAGACUCGCCCGCACUGCGAUACUCCGUCAUCACGCCGAGGGGAACGAUCCGGGCACGUCAUGUCAUCCACUGCACGAAUGCGCAUGUCGGUCACUUGGUGCCGGGACUGCGCGGCCGCAUCUACCCCAUCCAAGGAACAAUGACGGCGCAGAACCCAGGGCGCAGCUUCCGACCACAGGGAACCGAGCACUCCUGGCUGUUCAACUAUGAGCAUGGCUUUGAUUACCUGACGCAGUUGCCCUCUUGGGGGAAGACAUCCAACAAGAUGAUGCUGGGAGGGGGUUUUGGGCAGCAUGCAGAUCGAGGGAUCUUGGCUCUGGGAGUCGCUUCAGAUAACGAGGGAGUCCCACCGUAUACGCUGGACCAUUUGAAGAAAACGCCCAAGAAGGCGUUCGAUCACGAAGAUUGGGGCGAGUGGAGCGCUGAUCGGGAUGUUGACACGGCGUGGACGGGUAACAUGGGCUUCAGCGCAGAUGGAUACCCGUGGAUCGGCAAGCUCCCGCAUUCUGCAUCUGGCCGUGGGGAAGCAGUGGAGGGAGGGGGAGGCCAUGGGGCCGAAUGGUUGUCGUGUGCGUUCUCGGGCGAAGGCAUGGUGCAGGCGUGGCUGUGUGGGAAAGCAGUAGGUAUGAUGGUGUUGGCCCAUGAUGGACGAUUAGCUGGAGAGGUGGAUCUUUCAUGGGUGCCUGAUCAGAUGUUCGUGACUGAGGAGCGGAUCGAGAAAUCGGUCCUGCCACGGGUGGUGGUCACCAAUCGUCGCUCAUCUCAACUGUGAGGGAGUAUUUGUAGUGAAAAGGAUCAGCAACGUAGGUGAGGUUGAAGUGGCAGAAGGGUGGAUAGGGCGGAUGUCUUGCUUUGUCAAAAGUACCAAGAAUGGAAAGUACUGCAAUGC